Molecule: messenger RNA, 2457 nt
Organism: Kwoniella mangroviensis CBS 8507
Lineage: Eukaryota; Fungi; Basidiomycota; Tremellomycetes; Tremellales; Cryptococcaceae
Exons: 8
Coding region: 1-2457 (818 amino acids)
Biological process (GO): mRNA splicing, via spliceosome; spliceosomal complex disassembly
Cellular component (GO): nucleus; U2-type post-mRNA release spliceosomal complex
Molecular function (GO): DNA binding
Source: RefSeq, a predicted model, not a curated record
AUGUUCAUUAAAAGGGCAAAGUCCCGUCCCUCCCUGCGAACAAGGGACUCGGACCUACCAGAAUCGACCAACACAGGCUCACCAUUAGCCAAGAGCAGUGUGACCGCCGACGAUGCCAUGGGAGAUAUCAGUAUGGAGGUGGAUCCGGACGAGUCAAGUGGUAGUAUAAUGGAGCGUAAGAAAGCUCAGAAGAAGGAUAAACAGCGUACAGGCGGGAAAUCUAAGAGUUCUGGAAGUAGAUUAAGCUUCGGUGGUGGUGAAGAAGAAGCAGGAGGAAGUGAACCUUUCAAACCUAAGAAAAGUCUUUUAUCACAAUCUAUCAAAUUGCCCAAUCCAUCCAUUCCUUCUUCUAGUACUUCUACACCAACAGGAUCCGGAAGUGGGAAUGGAAAUGGAAAUGGCUUGUAUUCGAGAGAAUAUCUGUCGGAGUUGAAAGCCUCCACGCCAACUCGAGCACCACGUACGACAGAGAUUCAAGAUGAUGAAGACGAAGAUGUUGAUUCGAAUGGACUGAGCAAGAUUGCUAGAGAUAAAUAUUCGACAUCGAUAAUAGAGGAUACUACCCCUGGGAUACCGGACACAGCUGCUAUAGCGGCUGCGAAAGCGAAACGACAGGCAGCGCUGGAAAGUUCAAAACAUGGUGGGAUGGGUGAAGAUUAUAUUUCGUUAGGUAGUGGGAAACUCGCGAUAUACGACGGUGAUUCUGGUCCACAUCCUGAGAGUAGAUUGAUGAGGGAAGAUGAUGAAGAAGGAGAUGGGGAUGAAGACAUGGCUGAAUAUACUGAGGCGAAAGAUAAACUGUAUCUUGGUAGAGAGGCUAAUAAGGCUGCUGCGAGGAGGCUGAAGGGAGAAAUAGGUGAACUGAUCGCUGAAAGGGAAGCCGAAGAUGAAGAAACGUUGGAAUGGGAACGAGCACAAGCCCACAGAGCUGGUAGAUGGGAAGACGAAAAGCCGGAGAAAAUGACAAAGCAGGGAUACAAACCUGCGCCAAUACCAACUGCUCGACCCAUACCGACCAUAUCAUCCGCUCAAGCUCGACUAGCGAAAUCUCUGGCUGAUCUUCAAGUCGAUAAGUCGACCAAUGUCCGUAAUUUGGAGACGGUAGCACGAGACUUGACUUCUCUGGAGCAGGAGGAGCGGGAACUCAAGCUAGAAGUGGAGAAAGUGGAAGGAAAGAGAGAAUGGGUCGAGGAGUUCAGGAAUUGGGUGGAGAUGCUGGGUGGCUUCCUAGAGGAAAAGUACCCGAAAUUGGAGAAUAUCGAAACCGACUCUAUAGCUCAUUUCAAGGAACGUGCGCAGAUGGUCAACUCCCGUCGCUCUGCAGAUGAUAGCGAUGAUUUAUCUCUGUUCUUGGGUGUUCCUGCUCCGAAUACGGAAGAAGAUGAGAAGGACGAAUUUGGUCGUUCGACCGAAUCGGAAGCUGGACCAAGUUCGAUAAGACGUAAGAUACGCAGAGAUCAGCGAAUAGCAAGAAGAGGAAAACGUCGAGCAAGGUCCACCAAAUCGAUCACCGAGGAACAAGGGUAUUCGACGGAUUCAAGUCUUGCUGAAGGGGAUCAAGAGGACUAUCGAUCUGCUCAAGUACAUUUGGAAAGGAGAGUUCACGCCCUGCUGGAUGAUGUGAAAGCGGAAGAUUUCCGUGAUCCCGAGAAAGGUCUGAUGGUGAGAUUUGGUGGUUGGAGAAAGAGAUACGAAGAAGAGUACGUAAAUGCGUUUGGUGGUUUGGCAUUAGUCCAGGCUUGGGAGUUCUGGGCGAGGGGUGAAAUGGUUGGAUGGGAGCCUCUAAGGAGCUCAAAGACCCUAGACUCGUUCUCAUGGUUCCAUUCCCUUCAUCAUUAUUCUCAUCCACCUCUACCUCGUACUGAACAACCUGAAGACGACGAUAUGGACCUCGACGAUGAGCCUCCUCUUGGACCAGAUGGAGAUCUUGUCGCUUCUAUGGUGUCUUCUGCCGUUGUCCCGCUACUUAUCAAAGCCUUCGAAGCUGGAGCAUAUGAUCCGUACUCGAUGGGACAGACGAGAAGAGCGGUGGAUCUAGUUGACGUGGUGAGGGAGAUGAUGGGCAAGGAUAGUAGGAAGUACACUACCCUGUUGAAAGCAGUACUGGGUGUAUAUCACGAACACCUCUUAUCCCUUUCCUCAACAAUUUCAUCUAUCCUCGCAUUGGGAUCGAUACCUCCCCCAGCGUUUGAUCCUGCUUCUCGUCCAGCUAUGGAAAGGUAUCUCACACGACGUAUCAAGUUGAUCAAGAACAUGGCUUUAUGGAGAAGAGAAGCGCCUCAGGAGACUAGGGAGCUGGUGAUCAGACUUGUAGGGGAAGUGUUACGGCCUAUCUUAGGUAAGACAUGGGAUGGCGGAGGUAAAGAGAUGGCUUCGAAGGUGUUAACGGCUGCUACUGGUCUCCUGAGUCCUGAUCUUGUGGGAUGGCUCCAGCAAGGUCCGGGCAGUAGGUGGUAG